AGCCUUUACAUCCCUUGUGCUAGCCUUGCUGUCUCAACCACAACCUCAUCGCACCAGCUACAAGAAAAAAACUCCUAGCGAAAAAGAAAAAACCGGCCUUUUGGUGGUCAGGGGGAUGUCUAAAUUCGAUCUGUACAUUUUAAGAAAAGAUCUGAUUGGGUCAGACCUCUUUGAUCAAUUUUCUGAAAAUGACGUGAUGAUGAAUGAUACAAUAGAUAAAGCUGCUGAGAAUAUAAAAAAGCUAUAUCAAACGAACAAAAGCUUUCUAAACGCCCUUGACAGUCUAGCAUUAGAAGAUAAUGGAUUACAUCAUAUCCAACAAGUAGCGCAUAUCUACUCCACACUCAAAAACAACCCAUUACACCCUCUCUACGAACACCUCGAUCGUAUCCAGACCACGUUAAUGUACGUGUGUGCCGAAAAUCCGACAACCAGGGAGGAAAUGCGGUCAAAUCUAACGCAGUUAGCAGCCGAGUAUCUUCCUAGACCUAAACACACCAGCACCGACUCUCCCAGUCCUAAUACUUAUACUGAUUCGGCUUCAAGGAAAAGCUGCGAAGAAUUAAAUUCUAAAGCCAGUUUUGAAAAUCCUACGGAGGAAGUGGAGGAAGCAAUCAGUCGACAAUUUUCACUGGCUAUGACUAUCGGAAACCGCGUGCUGGAUCAGCAUAUGAAAUGA
This is a messenger RNA of Paraglomus brasilianum, 679 nucleotides long. NCBI's taxonomy places the organism in Eukaryota, Fungi, Glomeromycota, Glomeromycetes, Paraglomerales, Paraglomeraceae. The record is from the annotation of a GenBank genome assembly.